Phragmites australis (common reed) is the source of this 1242-nucleotide messenger RNA. Its product is annotated as transcription factor bHLH49-like. Gene Ontology annotation, cellular component: nucleus. Lineage: Eukaryota; Viridiplantae; Streptophyta; Magnoliopsida; Poales; Poaceae. The record is from RefSeq and is a predicted model, not a curated record. Gene Ontology annotation, biological process: regulation of DNA-templated transcription. Gene Ontology annotation, molecular function: protein dimerization activity; DNA-binding transcription factor activity. The transcript is spliced from 7 exons. The coding region runs from base 40 to 1086 and encodes 348 amino acids.
GCCGUCUCCGACGCGAGAGGUGGGGCUCUCUUGCCGUCGAUGCUCGGUUUCCAACUCCCACCGGCGGCCGGUUUGGAGCACUUCUCGGUGGACUCCGGCCUCGUCGAGCGGGCGGUGCGGUCGUCCUGCUUCGGCGCUGGAAACGGAACAACCACUGCAAGCGCCUCGAAUAUCACCGCAGAGGGGCCGUUUGGUCACCACGGUGAUCACGAGGACGCGGAGCCGGAGCUCAGCUGCGGCGGCGGCCACAACGACGCGCCGAGUGCCGGCGCCGCGGCCAGGGACUGCUCGUCCCCGGGGUCGGACUCCAACAAGAGGAAGAGAUCAAGCGAGGGCGUUCUUGGGACGGUUCAAGAUCAAGCGAAGGCGUCGAACGUGUCAACCGAUUCUGCAACGGAGAGCGCGCGCAGCAAGGGCAACAAACGUGAAGAGAAAGGCCUGGCCGCGGCGGCGACCGGCAAGAGGAAAGGGAAGGGGGCGAAGGAGCCCGACGAGCCGGACAAGGAAGGGUACAUCCAUGUCAGGGCCCGGAAGGGGCAGGCAACCAACAGACACAGCCUCGCAGAGAGGCUGAGAAGGGAGAAGAUCAGCGAGAGGAUGAAGCUUCUGCAAGACCUUGUUCCUGGUUGCAGCGAAGUCACCGGAAAGGCGGUAAUGCUCGACGAGAUCAUCAACUAUGUUCAGUCCCUGCAAAGGCAAGUGGAGUUCUUAUCCAUGAAGCUAACGACGGUCAGUCUAACACUCAAUCUCAACAAAGAAGGGCUUCUGUCAAAAAAUCGACUUAUUCGCUUCCCUGGGGCGCCUUCGUCUGCUCCCAUCGGAUUCUCAUUCUCCCAUGAAAUGGUGCCCAAACCGGAGCUGUUGUUGCAAUCAGGCAUGUUCCAGGGAGGUGUUCAUGGCAUGGCCAACCCAGAUGUGUUCAGGACAGUCAUGCAGGAGCAACUAAAUCAGAAAGACUUGUUCAGAGAUCCUGCAUAUCAGAUGCCUCGCACUAUGGAUGGAUCAUUCCAUGAUGUGGUGCAAAUGGGGUACCGAUCCGUCAUUGGUUCAGAAGAUUUGAGCGACCAGGAUGGGUUUCAUAUGUGAAGUUCGGCCACAUGGAUGAGUUCCUUGAGAUCAGCAAACACAGAGACAAACACAUAACUAGCAUCUGCACAGUUAGUACAUAGUGCAGGAGCAGUACAAGUUUGAUUGCUCUAGGAAAGGCUACCGUUGCUUCAGGGUUGUACAUUGGGUGUUCAG